Astyanax mexicanus (Mexican tetra) is the source of this 1278-nucleotide messenger RNA. RefSeq lists its product as uncharacterized. The transcript has 4 exons. NCBI's taxonomy places the organism in Eukaryota, Metazoa, Chordata, Actinopteri, Characiformes, Acestrorhamphidae. The record is from RefSeq and is a predicted model, not a curated record. The coding region runs from base 86 to 1270 and encodes 394 amino acids.
AAAUUCAGAACUAAGGAGAAUGUAGAAGAUGGACCUGCAGCUUAAAGGAACAGCAUCUCUGGUGUUCAGCUGAAGCUCCUCCACGAUGGAGUCUCAUCUCUCCACAUCUGGAGGAGAACCCCCUGUCCCACAACUACAGACAUCCACAGCAGAACCUUCAGAACCAGGCAGUGUGUCUGUGCAGAGCAACAUGUCAAUGUCAAAUCCUUAUAACUUCAGUAAAGAAGAAGAUCCUUCAGAGUCUAGCUGUGUGUCUAUAAAGAGUAACAAGUCACUGGUCAAUCCUUAUGACUUCAGUAAAAAAGAAGAUCCUCCAGAGUCUAGCUGUGUGUCUAUGAAGAGUAACAAGUCACUGGUCAAUCCUUAUGACUUCAGUAAAGAAGAAGAUCCUCCAGAGUCUAGCUGUGUGUCUAUGAAGAGGAACAAGUCACUGGUCAAUCCUUAUGACUUCAGUAAAGAAGAAGAUCCUCCAGAGUCUAGCUGUGUGUCUAUGAAGAGUAACAAGUCACUGGUCAAUCCUUAUGACUUCAGUAAAGAAGAAGAUCCUCCAGAGUCUAGCUGUGUGUCUAUGAAGAGUAACAAGUCACUGGUCAAUCCUUAUGACUUCAGUAAAGAAGAAGAUCCUCCAGAGUCUAGCUGUGUGUCUAUGAAGAGUAACAAGUCACUGGUCAAUCCUUGUAACUUCAGAAAUAAAGAGCCCAGCUGUGUGUUUGUGAAGAGCGACAACGCAGUUUUUGAACCUCCUGACUUGAGUACUGGAGAACCUGGUAUUAAUCCAAGGGGGAGGAGUGGUCUGAUCCAGGAUCAGUACAGUUGUGGAGUGUGUGAGCAGCUUCUGACAGAUCCAGUCUCGAUCACCUGUGAACACAGUUUCUGCAGACGGUGUAUCAACAGCUUCUGGAACAGAACUGCUCUGUCAGGAGACUUUAUCUGUCCCUGUUGCAGAAAGAGAUCUAGAACACGUCCUGCUCUACAUCCACACAUAGAGGAGUCUAUAAAUCAGGAUUCCUACCAACCAGUGGAUGAUGUUCUGCAGAGAAUAUUACAGAAACACAAAACCAGCAUGAAGAACAAAUACGAGAGCUUAUAUGAAGUAAUCAAAACACCACAGAAUAGAACCCUCCUGAACAGGAUUUACACUCAGCUCUACAUCAUAGAGGGAGAGAGUGAAGGAGUGAAUGAAGAACAUGAGGUUCUACAGAUGGAGAGAAAAAAAGGAGAUACUUACAGAACACUCCAAUUAACUGCUCAGAUAUUUUUAAACCUGUAGAAGAUCCU